CCUGGAGAUAAAUCAGUGGUUCUUAUGGAAAGUAUGGCUUUGUGUUUUGGUUUCCUCCAUAAAACAAAAAUAGAAAAUGCAGCCGGACUACCUGGCCGUGGAUUCACCAUUAUAAGCUCUUCAUAUCAGUGAGCUAUACACCAGUACAUUUGCAUGUAUGUGCAGCAAUAAAACUAACAUUGGACUUUUAUUCAAAUCUGUGACAAUAUUUACAUGCUUUGCCUGGACAUUGUCACAAAACUCCCCACACAACUGAACUGAAUCACUGGAGCUAUAAGCCAGCAGGUUAAGUGGACAUUCUACUCACUUUUAAAACUUGUAGAUGUGUGUGUUUGCAUAGGUGCCGUAAUCUAUGAUCCGUUCUUUCUCUCGCAGGGACAAUGUGGUGCUUCUUUGUGUUUGCUCUACUUCUGGAAAAUGCUAUUUUUCAUAACAAAACAUACAUAUUGAAUGUGACAGGAAAACCUGGGGAAAGGCCCAGAACUCAUGCCGAGCAGAGGGAGGUGACCUUGCAAGUAUCCAUAGUAAUGAAGAAUGGAAGCUAUUUAAUGAUGUUAGCAACAAAGGAAUCCUGUGGAUCGGACUUUACUACGAUGAGUCGACGAAUCUGUGGACAUGGUCCAAUGGUGACUCAUCUACCUACUGCAGCAAUAAAAGCACAUGCUGCUCUCUGCCACCGGCUGUGCACCCCCUACUUUUGCUUGCUUUAGAGGUAAGUGCGGCUUCACUGUUUCCCCAAGAAAACUGAUUUUUAAUACUAUAACGGUUGUUUCCAGAAAAAGUGUGUAUUUUAAACAUUAGACUUUUCUUGAGCUAACUGUAUUCCCCAAAUGGGGAUUAUAUGUGGUUUUGGGACCACAAACACCAUAAACUUAAGAACUAGUUAGGAAAUCGAGUAGGCUAAUACCUGACAUUUUGUCCACAGAAGAAAAAAAAAAAACUCACUCGGGGUAUCGGAUCUGGGUGAGUAGAAGACAAGCAAGUGGACAAAUAUUCAGUGGCCAAAUGUAUAUACAUGCAUUUGGUGGUGAAACGUAGCAUGUACACCAGUGAGAAAUUAUGAGAAUACAAGUCACAAGAUGCUUACAACUGUGGUCAUGCACAGAAUGUCAAACACCAUGACAUAGAUUCAGAGUAUUGUGUCUUGAAAUCAGAAAUCCUCCCUAGCCAAAAACAAGGACACAGUACCACUGUGUAUGAGCUGUUUAAUCGAGCAAUAUUUCCUGCUCCGAUUUCAACUGGGGAAAAUGAAAGGUGAAAAGAAUGCUUUAAUUGUGUCUUGAGUAGUUUUCACAUUUCUGCCGUAAGUUGUAAACACAACUUUUUACAAAACAUUUUACAAAAACAUGUCAAACAAAUAUUGGAAACUGUAGGCUGUAUAGCACCAUUUUUAAGCGUAUCUUUUUAACAAACAACAUAACAGAAAUGCAGAAUAGGCUACAUUAAUGUAUUCUCAUUCAUUACACGUUUAGAUAUUAUCGAUAAUCUAGGUACAUUUUACUGCAAUAAUUGAUCAUUCAAAUUCAGAUAUCGGCCCAAUCUUAGUUCAGAGCUUGAAGACAUAGUUGUAUGGCAAAGUUGUUACAGAAUAUCAAUCUUGACAACCAGUACAACCAGACAUUUUCAUGAUGUUAAUAGUUUUAACUCAGUUUUUAAAGCUUACUAACUCAUCUGGAUGGCUGAAGAAAAAUGCUGCUUGCGCUGCCAAAUGCGCGCUCCUAUUUUUGAUGACGUCGGCUGUAAGAGGAUCUCCACUAGCUGUCCAUCACAUAUACAUUACUGCGUACAUGCUGUAUUAUAGGUCAGAUAUGGACAGUGAGUCAUUAUAUGGCUGGCAGUGCUGUUCAUUCUCCUGCACCCAUUAUCCUAAACCAUACACCCACUAAUAUCCUACUACAUCCAUUUUCUGGAAGUCUGUGCUUAUCCUAUGUACUAAUCAGUUUCAGUUAUGCUUCUCUGCUAUUAGUGUUCCUAAAUAUAUGUACAUUUCUACACACAGAAAUAAAUUGAUAAAUACCAUUCUAGGUGUGAAAAUGUACGUACGCAUGAUUUACGCACAAAACUGUUCAUACUCACAGUUGAUAAAUGACACCCCUGGUUUCAUUUCAAGACAAAUCACACCAAAAUUGAAGCAACAGCACUCGGUGGCAGCAAAGGAAGGAAAGAUUAGUGGCAGAAUACACUUGAUAUUGUGAAUACCGUAACUCUAAAAGUAUUUGAUGCAUCUUUUUCAAGCUUGCCAGAAACUUUGUAUCCAGGGCCUAUUAAAUUUUCAGUCAAAUCGCAUCAAAACUGAAGCAGUGUCAGUGGAACAUGAAAGGACAGCCAGAGAACCAAAUUACAUUGUCAUAAGUCACACAAAAUAGGGCUUUUAUUAUAGAUUUUUUGGAGUGGCGAGGAGAGUGUGUAGGGUGUGUAGAGUUUUGGGGGUGUGAGAGGAGUAGGGAUUGGGGGAAGAGGGUGACAGGGCCGUCCAGGGAAUACAUUGUUGUUUUUCUGACAACAUCUAGUUUUACUACUUUUUUAAUGCCAACUGGAUAACUGCACCCAGGUAAUUGCUCACAUACCCCAGCUGCUUCAUAUUCUAUUUUAGAUGCUUUUAUUUGGCCUGUCAUAUAAUGGCCUGUCUAAUAUCUCUUCAAGGAUAAAUGUAUUUUGACUGAAAACUUUUAUGAAUUACUGCAUGUUUUUUGAGAAACACAUGGACCUCUGUGGUCACCAACCCUGCUGCUGGAGAUCUACCACCCUGCAGAGCUUGGUGUGUUGAAUUAGGGCAGCAAUAAGCUCUGCAGGGUGGGAUAUCACUAGGAGCAGGGUUGGUGACCACUGAGGUAAAGAAUUGAAUAAUAUCCCAAUUUCUCCAUUUUUAUAUGUUCUUCAAUUUUAAUAUGUGCUGGAGGAAAUGACUUGAUGUGAUUUAGUGCACCUUCCAUAGUUUUAUGAUAUGUUACCUUACCUCUUCAGUGACAUUGUUUUCUAUUGUUCAGGACAGUGGACAGCGACAGUGCGGGAAUAAGUAUGGAAUGUGUGAACAUUUUGUUUCAGUAAAUACGUUUCCAAUGAGGUUUCUGACGUCUGUUCUGCAGCAAUUAGGUGCCGAAACUCCUGGGAGAGCUCUUUCCUUUUACCCCUCAUGAUAUCAUUUAUGCGUGUUAACAAAAAACCAUCAAUGUGUACUAACCCAGCUGAUAUUCAUUUGCACAGAUAGGAGGUAGAAUAACUUUCUAACUACUUCCGGAUUUCAGCUGGUUCCUUGCUUUUCCGUGCCUUGGUGUACUGCUUCUUUUUUCCCCGUGUCAUUCCACUUUAUGACACAUAACUUUAUUUGGACUUUAUUGUUGUGAAUUCGUUAUAUUUGUUGAUUUCUGCAGUUAAUACCAAUGUCUGGUGAAAAUGAAUAUCCUCAUUGGAAAUAUAUUUAUUGAGAAGAAAUCUUGACGCAUUCAGUAGUUGUUUUCCCCACUGAAUAUCAUUCUAGUUAAACCUUUAUGUAAUGAUAAUGAUUAUUAGCUAUUUGUGAUUGCCAUAUAUUCAGAUUAAAUUCAUAUUGAAGAAAAGAAACAUUAAAAUUGCAUUUCUACUUAUAGAGGACAUGGACAUUUUGUUGAGAUGAAAUACUUGCUAAAAGUAAUAGAUAUUGCAAAUUUUUAGUUUUGUGAUGUAUCUUCUCAGACCAGAACUUCACUACAACCACCCCAACUGUGGGGAUCACCAAAUCUGCUGCCACUAUCAGCGGCAAUUCUGAUUUUGCUCCACAAACAGCUCGGCGUACGAUGUGCAUCUCUGCCAGAAGGUGGCGGUGAAGAAGCUGUCGCGGCCGUUCCAGUCGCUCAUCCACAGCCGGCGCUCGUACCGGGAGUUGCGGCUGCUGAAGCACAUGAAGCACGAGAACGUCAUAGGCCUGCUAGAUGUCUUUACUCCCGCCUCAUCUCUGGAAGACUUCAAUGAGUUGUACCUCGUCACCAACCUGAUGGGGGCAGACUUGAACAACAUAGUGAAGUUCCAGCGGCUUUCAGACGAACACGUGCAAUUUCUUAUUUACCAGCUCCUCAGGGGCCUCAAGUACAUUCAUUCAGCUGGACUGAUUCACAGAGACCUGAAGCCAAGCAAUGUAGCUGUCAAUGAAGACUGCGAGCUAAGGAUCCUAGACUUCGGGCUGGCAAGGCAGACGGAUGAUGAGAUGACAGGAUACGUGGCGACUCGCUGGUACCGAGCGCCUGAGAUCAUGCUCAACUGGAUGCACUACAACCAGACAGUGGAUAUCUGGUCAGUGGGCUGCAUCAUGGGAGAACUAUUGAAGGGGAAGGUGUUGUUUCCCGGCAAUGACUACAUCGACCAGUUGAAGAGAAUCAUGGAGGUCGUGGGCACGCCGACCCCAGAGCUACUCAAGAAGAUCUCGUCCGAACACGCACAGAAGUACAUUGAAUCCCUGCCCUACAUGCCCCAGCAGGACCUGGGGAAGCUGUUCCGGGGAGCCAAUCCGCUGGCUGUGGAUCUUCUGAAGCGGAUGCUAGUUCUGGAUUGCGACGGGCGUGUGACGGCCAGCGAAGCCCUCUCGCACCCCUACUUUGCACAGUACCACGACCCUGAUGACGAGCCAGAAGCCCCUGCUUACGACCAGACUCCCGAGAGCAAGGACCGCACCCUGGAAGAGUGGAAAGAGCUGGUGUUUGAAGAAGUCAAAAGUUUCAAGCCCCCUGGUAAUAAACAAGAUAGUUUGGAGGCGGAGCCAUAAGGGGCAACCCUGACCCCUUUGUACUUUCUCUGUCUAUCCUGAGGACGGACGGCCCCCUUCGUUUGGCUGGCUGUCAGUCAGCAAAGUGGGGCGGAACCAAAGAGACUUCUAGCCAACCAGAGAAGAUCGCUCUUCCUUUGGCAUGACUCCCACAACCAUCUUCUGUCUGUCCAUCAUUCUGCAAAAAAAUGAACUCUAAUGACUAUGAGAAUGAAGUAUUACUUGAAAAAUACCUAUGGCCAGAAGGCAUGCUAUUUUUUUUUGCAUUUCUUUUAACUCUUUUUAUGUUCUCUUCCCCAUUUUGCCUAUAUUAAUUUGAAUUAGUGAGAGUCCCUUAAAAAAUGGCUGUCUGACUCAUGUCACAAAGCGAACUACUAAGACAGGUGUCACACCCAGUCACACACAAGCUCAGAUCUAUUCUCGAAAACAAACCAUUGUCAUUGUCAACACAAUUUACUUGCUGUGUUAAGGUGCCUGGAUGGAGGUUGAGUCUCGAUGACAGGCUGGAAGUAGGACCAGGCUCUCAGUAAACUGACUAUUGAUUCAUACCCCCCCCCCCCCAAAAAAAAAAAAUGGUUGGAGGAUGAACUUAUUUAUAUCUAGCAAUACCUGCAGAGUAAUAGAAUCAGGAUCAGAAUCAUACACGAUUGGUCCAAAGGAACUCUCCUGUCUGCUUGGUAAUCAUCUGCCCUCAGGACCCUGCAUUUAUCACACUUAGUCCCUGGUAAACUGCAUGUCUGUCGUUAAAAACGUGCAACUCGCUCGCCCCUGCAGGCGACUCCUCCCUUUGCAGCACCCCAGCGUUUGAGCCUGCAGGCUUAUUCGCUUCGCUUUAUUAUUCACCAAUAAAGCUACU
Messenger RNA from Paramormyrops kingsleyae, 5591 nucleotides. Lineage: Eukaryota; Metazoa; Chordata; Actinopteri; Osteoglossiformes; Mormyridae. The record is from RefSeq and is a predicted model, not a curated record.